Molecule: messenger RNA, 2758 nt
Organism: Asterias rubens (European starfish)
Lineage: Eukaryota; Metazoa; Echinodermata; Asteroidea; Forcipulatida; Asteriidae
Product: retinol dehydrogenase 11-like
Exons: 4
Coding region: 208-1218 (336 amino acids)
Source: RefSeq, a predicted model, not a curated record
GCAGUUUGUGUGUGGGUUGGAAAUCUUCAGUGAGACUUCAAGGAUUCUAACAAGUUGACUCAAGUCGUUAAGUCAUCUUCGUGUUUAAUCGGUAAAGGGGAUUCGUGCUGUGGUCUACAUCAAAAGUGGCGAAGGGAUUUACAAACGCGCUUACCCGGACGAUUUGAACAGCUUUUCUUAAAAUAAAAUAAAAUAGUGGCCAGAAUAAUGGCUGACUUGACGAGUGUGACACUGGGGCAAUGGGAACUGUGGGACGGGCCCCAGUAUCAUCGGAUUUUUCUUGGAGUCUGUGUGUCCGUCACUCUGUUGAUGUGUGUUAGUCUUUAUUAUUAUCUUGUCAAAGUUGCUGAUCGAUGUACGUGUACAACUCGACUGGACGGAAAGACUGUUAUCAUCACUGGUGCAAACACCGGUAUCGGAAAAGAAACAGCCUUAGCACUAGCUCAACGUGGUGCGAGGGUUAUCCUUGCUUGCCGUUCCGAAUCCAGAGGGCUGGCAGCAGAGAGAGACAUCCGGGAGAAGACAGGAAACAGCGGGGUGCACUUUAUGCGUCUGGACUUGUCGAGUCAAGAAUCGGUGAAAGAGUUUGCUCAGGAGUUCUGUAAUGCAGAGGAGAGGCUGGAUAUUCUCAUCAACAACGCAGGCGUGAUAAACGACGGCAGUGCUAGGACCGCGGAGGGAUACGAACUCAGCUUUGGCGUGAACCACCUCGGCCACUUCCUCCUCACGAACCUCCUCCUAGAGAAGCUGAAAAGUAGUGCCCCUAGCCGCGUCAUCAACGUCUCCUCUGAUGCCUACCAGCUAGGUCGACUCGACUUCGACGAUGGAAUUCAUGGGAACAUCGGGAGGGUCAAAUCGUACGCCAGGAGCAAACUUGCUAAUUUGUUGUUUACGCAUGAGUUGUCUAAGAUUGUUGAAGGCAAGGACGUCUCAGCAUUCGCUUUACAUCCUGGUUCCAUUGACACAGACAUCAAGCGCAACUGGGCAUGGUGGCUGCGCAGCCUCGCACCAAUCAUUUCAUUCCUGUUCUUGAAAACGUCAACAGAGGGCGCCCAAACAACCAUCCACUGUGCAGUGGCCGAUGGUCUGCAAAAGCACUCGGGCAAGUACUUCAAAGGGUGCCGAGUGCAGAAAGUGGCGCCAAUCGCAAGGGACGAUAAGUUGGCCAAGAAGCUGUGGAGAGUAAGCCUUGAGAUGACGGGACUAACAAACUCGUGAAAUUAUAAGAACAUUGAACACUUUCACUUCACAAUGUAGUAUUGUAUAGAUAAUUCCCCCACUGGGGUCACACUCUACAAAGCCGGUGUCAUAGGAGACUUGAACCAAGUCCUAAUCCCGUGCUAUCGCCAGAAAACAAUUGUUUUGUGAUGCUGGACAUCUCCCACCUGUUCUAGUGUCAUAGGGGAAUUCUGUCCCCUGAAGAUUCUGUCCUCCAUUAUGAUAAAUUAACAUGAGCUAAAAAAGGAUGAUUCAAAAAGAGGGCGCUAACAAAAAAUGUAUGUGCACAGUUUGCCAAGUUGUUGGAGGGGGAUUCUCCAUGUGUCUGAAUCUUCAAUGCACCUGUACAUGUAAUUGUGAUCACACAAGUAAAUGUCUGCAAAGUUUUAAGGAAAUCAGUGCGGUUUUAUCAACAUUCCGAUGUUGUACAUUAUCUUGAUUCAAAGAGAGUAAACAAGUAGCUGUACCGUAACAUUUGCUGCACAGGUAGGGGUGUAGCGCAUUGUAAAUAAUAUAAUGAUAUUUCAGUCAACAAUUCAAAUACUACUGAAAACUUUAAUUUAUUCAGAUUCAAUUUUGAUUGCUAUUCUUAUCCUACACUGUGGUCUGUGCCAAAUUGCAGAAACAAACGAGCUACAAAAAUUAAGCACACAAACAUGCUUACAAGAUAAUGUUACCGGUCAAAACACAAUGUCACAUGUAUUGUCUUUGACUGGUAUUCAUCUCAUGUUUGCUUAGCAGGAAAUUGCUUAGCAGUAUUUUCUGCUGCAGCUCUAUGACAAUUUUAAUUUGUAACGAUUUUGAACAAAUCAUUUUAAUUUUUAAGACUACACCAUAAAAGCUAAAAAAUUAUCUAGUCUACACACAAAGUCACUCUGUAAAUAUAUAUUAAAAAAAUAUACAAAGCAGUUUAAAAUAUUAUUAUACAGAUUGUCAUAAAUUAUAAAAUCACCUUGAGGUGUGACAAUAAGAUGAAAAUAGCAAAGACGAACAGCGUAUCUUGAAGAUUUUCACUCAUUAGAGCUAAUGGAUAAGUAUUUAAUAUUUAUUGUGCAUUUUAAAAGUAUUGCAGUUAUUGAAAACAAAACAAUGUCUUUUUUAUAUAAAAGUUCAUUUCAUAUUAAUUUUUUUUUUAAAUACAAUCCAAACACGAGACUUUCGCUUCUUUUUGUAUGUCUUAAAGUGUCACUUGGUGAGAAGGGUAUCGAAGAUGACAGGCACCAAAUCGCUGCCUAUGAGCAACAGUCAAAAGUUGAAACUGUUGUUUAUGUUUUUAAAUCCUAACAAAAUCCAUUUGGCCCAAAAUAAAAAAUGUGGUUAACAGUUUCAUUAAUGUUACUUAGACGGUAAACAUUUCAGUAGCUGAAGUUUUGCUAAUAUUUCUGAGACACUUUAUUAUUGGUUUAAGGAGAGGGGUGUUCAGUAUGUAUACCAGGAUGUUACCAACAUUGCUAUACUUUAAAAAUUUGACUUAAAGACACUGGACACUUGGUAAUUGUCAAAGACCAGUCUUCCACUUGGUGUAUCUCAACAUGGAGGA